This is a messenger RNA of Polychytrium aggregatum, 2577 nucleotides long. RefSeq lists its product as uncharacterized. The transcript is spliced from 20 exons. The record is from RefSeq and is a predicted model, not a curated record. Gene Ontology annotation, biological process: microtubule-based movement; mitotic spindle organization. Gene Ontology annotation, molecular function: microtubule binding; microtubule motor activity; ATP binding. Lineage: Eukaryota; Fungi; Chytridiomycota; Chytridiomycetes; Polychytriales. Bases 72 to 2477 code for a protein of 801 amino acids.
CGAGCUCACGUCGUGGUGUUGGUGCUCCUAGGCUGCUGCAAGAUUCUCUGGGUGGGAACGCCAAGACGCUCAUGAUUGCCUGCGUGAGUCCACUGGAAGAUGAUUACGAAGAAACCCUCAACACUCUCAAAUAUGCCUAUCGUGCCCGUCGGAUCCAGAACAAGCCAAUCAUCAACCAACUCCAGGAAGAGAGCUCCAAGAUCCAAGAUAUGCAGAGCAAGAUUGACCAACUGGAGAGCAUGAUGAAAGCCUAUUCCUCCGAGUCCACGGAGGGCACGGGGCCGGCAAUUGCCCCUGCUGCCGAAGGCGACCCCGGCCACCCAAAGAUCAGAGCCCUGCGACCUGCCAGUGCAACCGAGGAGCUCGACGACUUGGACAACGAGAGUUGGAUGGCCGUCUUUGUGCAGGAAGCCAAGAAGAGAACAUCCAAAGCAGCCCGUGCCUAUCGGGAGCUGAUUGCGGCCAGAAGGACCAUCCAAGACGAGCGUGCCCGGACCCGCCAACUGGAGGAGCAUUUGAUGAAACUCAAGGCAGAACAGGCAGAUAUGCAGUUCCAACUCGAGUCCUUGGCAACUGAACACAAUCGACUGAGCGACCAAAUGUCGGCCAUCAACGCUGAGCUGGAGGAACUCAUCGAUCCGCUCGAUGUAGUCCUUCGCGGCAUGCUCUGGGAUGACGAGCAGCAGGACAUUGUGGUGCGCUUCCUGACCCACAGAAGACCCAGCGCGUAUGGAACAGCGACCGCACACGACGGCACCGAUCUCGAACACCGAUCUGUUCGUAGAAGCCCGAGACCGCAAACGCAUCUUGCUGGAUCACCGGCGCCAACGGUGCUACGAACGAGACACUCAAGCGCUCACCAGCGAGACGAGGAGUGCGAAAAGCAAAAGCUUGAGGUCCUUCGUCUGGAAGACGAGCUGCUCGAGUCCAGUAAAGUCAUCAAGAGCCUGAAGGACGAGAUCCAAGUUUUGAAGAUGCAGUUUAUUGCCGAGGAAACACUCUGCCAAGCCAGAAGCACCAUGCUCGAGAAGAUGGAGCGAAGGAACAAAGAGCAGCGCCUCGAGAUCGACGCCUUGCGGGACAGAGUCGCUCAGCUCGAAUCCCUGGACAGGUCCCUGGAGAGGCAAUUCGACGUGCGCCGUCCCAAAACAAUGGCCUCGAUCAAUUAUCGCGACGAGCGCGGGCUGCGGAUGCAGAUGGGUGAUCCAGACGAUGCUCGCCUGAGCGAGGACCAGCUUCGGUCCAUCGCCGAUCAGCGCAGCUCUCGCGCUGAGAGCCGGCACGAUGUGGAAGAUGCUGAAGGCGCAGAAAGUGUGGGCGGACAAGCAAAGACGAUGGCAGCCAGUGCCGGUUUUAGGGCUGAGACUGCUUCGGUCGGUGUCGACGCAGACCAAGCCGGCGAAGAUCCAGACAACGAUUCACAGCGCGAGCUCAACAUCGCCAUGAAAGCCAAGGUCGAUGCAGUCAAGGAUCUAUCAAGGAUGGGCAAAGAGAUGGAUAAGCUCAAAUCGCAGUUCACAGAAAAAUCCAUGCGUCUGGAGAAGCACAUCGAGGCGCUCUCCCGCGACAACGCCAAGCUGGACAAGGACCUGGCGGAUCUGGAGCAGAUCAAAGAAAGGCAGAAGGACGAGUACGAGAGAAAAAUCAAGCAGCUGGAGACCCAGAUAUACAAGCUACGAAACAAGAAGAAGGAGGGCGAUCGCUUGUCCAAAGACAAAGAAUCACUUGAGAAGCGGAUCAGCGACCUGCAGCAAGAGGUCGAACGAGCAGGCAGUUCUCAUUCGCUGCUCAAGAAAAAGCUCAAAGACGACCAAGACAAGCUCAGUGACAUGGAACAGCGACUGGGCAAGGAGACAGCUGCACUCAACAAGCAGCACGAGGACGACAUGAAAAAGAUCCGGCAUCUCGAGGUGCAGUACGAGAUGUGCCGGAAGAAGCUCGACCGCAAGACCGAGGAGAUCGCUGUGCUGGUCAAGAAGAUCAAGGACGGAGCUCUGAUGGGCGGCACAAAGCCCCGCGAGAAAUUCGCAGCGACUGUGGCGGAUGGAUCCUCGCCAGUGCCACCGAAAGAGGGCGGCGGGAAUCAAGAGCCUCCAGCGAACAUGACCGAGACAGCAAACAAGAGCAUCAAGCUUUCCGACGCCGAUGUCGAGGAACUCCGGAGGGAUCUAGGUCAUCUCAAUGGGAGCAAGGAGCUCAUCGCAUCUCUGAGCGACCAACCCGAGUGCGACCGUAUCAAGGCCUGGACUGCGUUUGUGAGCCGGGUGACAAAGUCGCCAGAGAAUGCAGAAUCGACGACUCAGACGGAGAGCUGGGCCGAGAUAUUCGAGAUCCCUUUCGCAGCAAUCCAGAAGGAUCUAUAUUUUUAUCGACAGACAUCGAAGGAUCUCAAGGCCAAACUGAGAGAGGUCGUCGCCAUCAAUCAACGACUGACGGGUGCUCCCGAGCAUACCAAAAGUAUCUCGGCAGCUUGCUGAGACAAGCCGGGGGCCAUGCCGUCCAGUCCCCAUCCGAAUGCAGAUCCGUUCCGAGACCAGAUUCCGGAUGAGUUUGAGAAAUACAACGUACUUUUGCUGC